Molecule: messenger RNA, 1052 nt
Organism: Pseudopipra pipra
Lineage: Eukaryota; Metazoa; Chordata; Aves; Passeriformes; Pipridae
Product: trichohyalin-like
Exons: 2
Coding region: 220-702 (160 amino acids)
Source: RefSeq, a predicted model, not a curated record
CCCCGUUUCUCUCUCUGCACCUUCCGGAGCUGCUCCCGGGCCUGGCCCAGCUUGUCCCGGAGCUCCUGCGACUGCACCCACAGGAUGAGGCCAGAGCUCGGGAGCGAGCGCUGUUGGAAACCUGGAAAACGCAGAGGUUUGCGGGGGGCCUGGAAUUCCCAAAAGCUUACGGGGAGGGGAGAAAAAAAAUUGGGAUAAUCCGGAGCCAGUUCCUCCCUGAUGUCCCCAAACCCCUCCUCACAGUCCCCAAACCCCGUUCCUGAUGUCCCCAACCCCGGGUGUCCCCCCGGGAGCCCCCUGUGCCCCCCCAAACGCUCGCCCUGGGACCUGUGGGUGCAGUCGCGGCACCUCCGGGACAAGCUGGGCCAGGCCCGGGAGCGGCUCCGGAAGGUGCAAACAGAGAAACGGGGCCUGGAGUGUGAGAACUGGGAGCUCAAGGAGUGCUGGGAGCAGCUCCAGAGGGAGCUCAAGGAGUGCUGGGAGCAGCUCCAGAGGGAGCUCAAGGAGUGUCAGGAGCAGCUCCAGAGGGAGCUCAAGGAGUCCCCGGAGCAGCUCCAGAGGGAGCUCAAGGAGUCCCGGGAGCAGCUCCAGAGGGAGCUCAAGGAGUCCCGAGAGCAGCUCAAGGAGUCCUGUGAAAACCUCCAGAGGCAGCUGAGGGAGCGAGAACAAUGGGAGAGCAACCUGAGCUCCAGAGUACGGUGAGCAAAGCACCGAAACAUCCCCCGAAACUGCCCCAAAUCCAGCAAAAUCCGCCCAAAUCCCGUAAAAAACGCCAUCAAAAUCCAUCCAAAUCCUUCCAAAUCCCCCUGAAAUCCACUCAAAAUCCCAGGAAAUCCUUCAGAACUGAGCUGAAAUCCAUUGAAAUGGAGCAAAAAUCCUUCCAAACCCACUCCAAAUCUGGCAAAGAUCCACUGAAAAUCCCUCUCCAGCCGGAGCUGGGGGGGGGCUUUGGGAAGAGGUUUGAUGGGAAUUUGGGGGGGAUUCAGGGAGAAAUUCUGGGACUUUCCCGCAGCUCCCUGGAGUCGGAGCUGGAGCAGCGUCUGCGGGAGGAG